AUGAUAAUAUUAUUCAGAAUUGUUUUGAUUAUAAUUAAUUGUUAUCUAAUAUUAAACUUUAUAAACUGUCACUUGUUAUAAAUAUUAAUUCGAAUGAUGAAUAAUACUACAGAAUACCCAUCUUAGAUUACUGAGACCAUUCAAGGAAUCACUUUUUCAAGUGCAUUUGAUUCUGGGAAUCUAAAGAGUGUUCGCAAAGAAAAUAGUGGAAGAGUACUAAAAUUAUAACAUUAUUAAGUUCAUCCUUAAUAUAUCAAGUGAUUGGGGAAUAAAUGGUAAAACAACUAAUUAUAGAACAUGGUUUUACUUCUCAGUGUCUGGAGUGAAUGAAGGAGAACUUACAUUUGUUAUUGCAAAUCUGCAAAACUAAGUAACUAAUUACAUCUUCAUGAUAGAUGGGACUUUUCAAAGAUGGUAUGCAGCCAGUCUUUAGAAAUUGUAAUUCUUCAUAAUGGGAAAGAUUAAAAUAGCCAUGCUAAUAUCGCUUAGUUCCAGAAGGUCAUUUUGAAAUAACUUUUAGACAUAAUUUCCUUAAUGAUUCAACAGUUUAUUUUGCUUUUUUCUACCCUUGGAGUUGUGAAGAUAAUGAUGUAUUAAAACUAAAUAGUUAUAGAAUUUUCUAUAACUAUGUUAAGCCAUGUCUCUUUAAGUACCAGACAUAUAUUAUGAUAAUUCAGUACUGGCUUACUCAAAAGAGGGUAGACCUAUUAAUCUAAUUACAAUAACUAAUGGAUCAUCUUAAAUUAAGGAGGAAUCUAUACCAGGAUUAUUCCCUUAAAGUAGACCUUUUUAAUUCAAAAAACCACACAUUUUUAUAUCUGCUAGAGUUCAUCCAGGGGAAGUGCCAGGAUCUUUUGUUAAUAAUGGAUUAAUGAAAUAUUUACUAAACGCAUAUGAUCCUGUUGUAUAGGUGGCAAGAGAAAAGUUUGUUUGGUGUAUCGUACCUAUUAUAAACCCUGAUGGUGUGUAUAGGGGACAUUAUAGGACUGAUUCAUUAUGUUAAAAUCUGAAUAGAUAUUAUUUAUCACCUUCUAAGGAGGAUCAUCCAACAAUUUAUGCUAUAAAAGAAUAUAUAAUGAGACUUCAAAAUACAGAUAGAUUUUAUGGAUAUAUUGAUUUACAUGCUCAUGCUGGUCAUAAGGGAGUAUUUAUUUAUGGAAAUUAAUUACCAUCAUUAAGUUAACAUACAUCAAAUUGCAUAAUACCAAGAUUAAUUAGUUUGUAUUCAGAGAUCUUUGAUUAUGAUGCAUGUAAUUUUACUGAAAAAAAUAUGUAUGCUGCAGAUAAAGGAGAUGGAUUAAGUAAGGAAGGUUCUGGAAGAGUAGCUUUUUAUAAGAUUUGUGGCAUUCUUCAUAGUUACACUCUAGAAUGUAAUUAUAAUACAGGAAGAAUUACUAAUAUCAUGUAUGAAGAAAGUGGAAGUAAAAUUUAUAUUAAAAAAUAAGAUAAUUCAUACACAGAUGAUUAAUUAGAUGAAAAUAUUAUAUUGGGAUCUGUCUAAACAUCAAAUCCAAAGUCUUAUUUUUUUACAAUUUAAGAUUACGAAUAAGUAGGUGUUGGUAUAGUAAAUGCAUUUUUAGACUUCAAUCUUAUAAAUCCUAUGAGUAGAUUAUCAGCAUCUCCUUUUAAGACUUUAGCUAAUUUAAGAUCAUUUUUAGCUUAUAAUAUAAUGAGAACUAUGCAUUACAGAUUUGAACCAUAUUUAAGGAAGGUUUUAAAGUAAAUUAAUAAUUUUUUAUUUAGGUUUAUAAAUAACAAAGAAUAAUUGAAUAGAGUUUUGAAAGCAUUUUAUGAAUAUAUAUGUAAUGGAUAGAUAAAAGAUAAUUUAGAAGGUAAUUUAGAUGUUGUUGUAUAAAAACCAUUGACAAAAUAUUAAAAGGCUUAAGAAAUAAAGAAAGAAAAAAAACAGCAAUAAUAAGAAUAAUAAUAAUAAUAAUAAUAAUAAUAAUAAUAAUAAUAAUNAUGAUAAUUCAGUACUGGCUUACUCAAAAGAGGGUAGACCUAUUAAUCUAAUUACAAUAACUAAUGGAUCAUCUUAAAUUAAGGAGGAAUCUAUACCAGGAUUAUUCCCUUAAAGUAGACCUUUUUAAUUCAAAAAACCACACAUUUUUAUAUCUGCUAGAGUUCAUCCAGGGGAAGUGCCAGGAUCUUUUGUUAAUAAUGGAUUAAUGAAAUAUUUACUAAACGCAUAUGAUCCUGUUGUAUAGGUGGCAAGAGAAAAGUUUGUUUGGUGUAUCGUACCUAUUAUAAACCCUGAUGGUGUGUAUAGGGGACAUUAUAGGACUGAUUCAUUAUGUUAAAAUCUGAAUAGAUAUUAUUUAUCACCUUCUAAGGAGGAUCAUCCAACAAUUUAUGCUAUAAAAGAAUAUAUAAUGAGACUUCAAAAUACAGAUAGAUUUUAUGGAUAUAUUGAUUUACAUGCUCAUGCUGGUCAUAAGGGAGUAUUUAUUUAUGGAAAUUAAUUACCAUCAUUAAGUUAACAUACAUCAAAUUGCAUAAUACCAAGAUUAAUUAGUUUGUAUUCAGAGAUCUUUGAUUAUGAUGCAUGUAAUUUUACUGAAAAAAAUAUGUAUGCUGCAGAUAAAGGAGAUGGAUUAAGUAAGGAAGGUUCUGGAAGAGUAGCUUUUUAUAAGAUUUGUGGCAUUCUUCAUAGUUACACUCUAGAAUGUAAUUAUAAUACAGGAAGAAUUACUAAUAUCAUGUAUGAAGAAAGUGGAAGUAAAAUUUAUAUUAAAAAAUAAGAUAAUUCAUACACAGAUGAUUAAUUAGAUGAAAAUAUUAUAUUGGGAUCUGUCUAAACAUCAAAUCCAAAGUCUUAUUUUUUUACAAUUUAAGAUUACGAAUAAGUAGGUGUUGGUAUAGUAAAUGCAUUUUUAGACUUCAAUCUUAUAAAUCCUAUGAGUAGAUUAUCAGCAUCUCCUUUUAAGACUUUAGCUAAUUUAAGAUCAUUUUUAGCUUAUAAUAUAAUGAGAACUAUGCAUUACAGAUUUGAACCAUAUUUAAGGAAGGUUUUAAAGUAAAUUAAUAAUUUUUUAUUUAGGUUUAUAAAUAACAAAGAAUAAUUGAAUAGAGUUUUGAAAGCAUUUUAUGAAUAUAUAUGUAAUGGAUAGAUAAAAGAUAAUUUAGAAGGUAAUUUAGAUGUUGUUGUAUAAAAACCAUUGACAAAAUAUUAAAAGGCUUAAGAAAUAAAGAAAGAAAAAAAACAGCAAUAAUAAGAAUAAUAAUAAUAAUAAUAAUAAUAAUAAUAAUAAUAAUAAUAAUAAUAAUAAUAAUAAUAAUAAUAAAAGUAAUAAUUCAGAAGAUCUUAGUAUGAAUAAGUUCCAGUUAAGUAAUAUCCAUUCUCAGAAGUUGAUUUAGAUGCUAGAUAAAUGAGAACAUAAAGUUAAGGCAAAGCACGAACUAAAUCAGAAACAAAAAAAUAAUAAUAAGUGCAGUAAUAAUAAUAAUAAAAAGUAUAAAGGGCAUUUAAAAUUAAAAGAAAUGUGAAAAUAUGA
This is a messenger RNA of Paramecium primaurelia, 3494 nucleotides long. Lineage: Eukaryota; Ciliophora; Oligohymenophorea; Peniculida; Parameciidae. The record is from the annotation of a GenBank genome assembly.